Molecule: messenger RNA, 1539 nt
Organism: Betta splendens (Siamese fighting fish)
Lineage: Eukaryota; Metazoa; Chordata; Actinopteri; Anabantiformes; Osphronemidae
Gene: msx3
Product: muscle segment homeobox 3
Exons: 2
Coding region: 148-918 (256 amino acids)
Biological process (GO): embryonic morphogenesis; regulation of transcription by RNA polymerase II
Cellular component (GO): nucleus
Molecular function (GO): RNA polymerase II transcription regulatory region sequence-specific DNA binding; DNA-binding transcription factor activity, RNA polymerase II-specific
Source: RefSeq, a predicted model, not a curated record
AAGAUGAGAGGGCGACUUGUGGCAUUUCGCAGGAGAGGCGAGUCUGCGCGUCAAAGCUGUGCAGCGUCGGCGGGACCUCGGCAAUAACCGAUUUCUGAGGGGAAACGCGGAAACAGCGACGGGGAUCGUGGCAGAAAAGUAGUUUGUAUGGCACCACAGUCGUGCGUGAUGAAUCCUGCGCGGGGAUCGCCGCCCUCGGCUGCCACGGGGGAGACCUCACCUGAGAACCGAGCCGCUGCCGCCGUGGGACCCGAAAAGCUGGACCUGUCACCUGUCAGGAGGUGCACGGGCAGAAGCGUGGAGCUGCCCUUCAGCGUGGAGUCCCUCAUAGCGGACAGGACGCCGGGGAGAAGCCUCCCCUCCCCGGACCCCGGGUCCCUCUGCGCACAGGCGGACGAGACGGAGUGCGCGUCACCGAGGGAACUUUAUCGGUCCAAACCGGAGGCGUGUGACCACAGCGACAAAGAGACGAGCGCCUGGCUCCAGGCUCCUUACGCGUCCCCUCCAAGACUCCCCAGCCCGGCGGCGUGCAACCUACGGAAACACAAGAACAACAGGAAACCCAGAACUCCCUUCACAACCUCGCAGCUGCUUGCUCUGGAGAGGAAGUUCCGACAGAAACAGUACCUCUCCAUCGCGGAGAGAGCCGAGUUCUCCAGUUCCCUCAGCCUCACGGAGACGCAGGUCAAGAUCUGGUUUCAGAACCGCAGAGCCAAGGCCAAGAGGCUGCAGGAGGCCGAGCUGGAGAAGCUCAAGCUGGCCACGAAGCCGCUGCUGCCGGCCUUCGCCUUCCCCUUCCCCCUGAGUGCCUCCAUGGGCGCACCGUCAAUGUACGGGGCCCUGAACGGACCGCGCCCCGCCGUACCUGUCCCCGGACUAUUCAGUGGACCGUAUGGGAUGUACUACCUGUCUUCCUAACGCCCAGCCACCUUCGGACUGCGCUACAGGAAGCACCGCAAAAAACGCCCAAACCGCCUGAAACCUAAAGUGAAAUCUGGGGUCAGAUGUUUUUCGUUAUUGAGGAAUAUUUAGUGGCGUAAUGAAACGUAUUUUUGUUACAAAUGUGUUGGCAGGAAAAUCCGGCAUUAAUUUAAAAAUAAGUGGUUCAUUUACGCGUAAGUGGAGCAAAAGUGUAUGAUUUUUUUUUUUGUCUUUUGUAAAUGUUUCUACAUUUUCUGUUGAUGAGUAGUUAAAACCUGAUGGUAAACUAUUUCUUAACGUGGCCAUUUUGUUCGUUUUGAAUGCGCCCCCCACUGUUUUCUGGUGUUUCUUAUAUUGUAAAAUGGUCAGUUAAAGCAAAUAUCUCUGUAGAUUUCGGGUAAAGGUUUAUUGCCCGAGAUUAUGUCGCGUUCAAAGACCUCCAUGUUUGGGACUAGAGCAGUGACUUGUUGAAUUUCCUCAGCGGCCUAAAAGAACGCUAUUUACAUGUUAUGUCUAAAUUCAUCGUACACUCUGAUCUUAAAACCUCAUUGUAAUUCAUUGAUCAUAUGUCACAGUCAGAUUUCCUUUUGUGGACUGUAGGUGGCAAGACAAUUCAGA